AUGUCUGCUCCCUUGUCCAAAACAUACGGAGCGGUAGCCAUUGGUGCUCUCUGCGCUUCUGUACUUUCAGGCGCAGUCGCCAUUCAGACGAUCCUUUAUUAUAAAUUCUACCCGUCUGAUUUCUUCAGAGUUAAACUCCUCGUCUUCAUCAUAUGGUUCCUCGAUAUCUGCCACACCACGUUUAUCGGGAUCUCAAUCUGGGACUGCUUCAUCGUCCACUUUGCUCGUGCGUCCGUAGGAGCAUCGCAAACCACAGGUGACCGUCGUGGAAACAGCACUCCUAACGUUCCUAGUCCACUGCUUCUUUGCCCACCGGAUAUUUAUGCACGCAACUGGCUGCUCACAUGUCCUAUUCUGAUCGCUGCGACCUUACGUCUUGGCUCUGCUUGUGUGUCGACGUCAGAAAUGAUUCGUCUAAAAACUUACUCUGGAUUCAUAAAAGACUGCGGAUGGGUGUUCACACUAGGCUUAUCCAUGUCGUCUGUAGCUGAUAUUCUAAUCACUGUAUCUCUCUUCGGUCUGCUUCAAACAAGUCGUACCGAGGCUGAGAGCAUCAAUGCCAUCAUCGAUUCGCUGAUCCUUUACACCUUUGAGACGGGAUCUCUCACGUGUGCAGGGACUAUUGUUGACAUGGCCUUGGGUAUCGAUGAAAUCGAAUCUCGUCUUCCUGGGUAUACAUUUCGUUAUUGGGAAGUGUACGUCUACGUUGAUCCCGUAGACUAUCUCACUCACCCUUCCAUGAAAGUGUAUGCAAACUCGCUAUUGGUGACGUUAAAUACUCGUCGUGGUCUCCGCCCAGGACAGACGAUUUAUUUCGCUCGGAAUCCCGAGGAUGGCGGUGGGCUGGUGUUGGAUGCACGUCGUAACACGACACACUUAAGCGACCCCGAGUUUGCUAAAGUGACCGAGCUUCAGAUUAACGUGGAGCGGAGCGUUCAUUGUACGACCGAUUUUAACUUGAAGAUGGAGCCUGAGCAUACGACAGCCGAUGGGAGCGAGAGUGUAGCGGAAUGA
Guyanagaster necrorhizus is the source of this 1014-nucleotide messenger RNA. RefSeq lists its product as uncharacterized. The record is from RefSeq and is a predicted model, not a curated record. NCBI's taxonomy places the organism in Eukaryota, Fungi, Basidiomycota, Agaricomycetes, Agaricales, Physalacriaceae. The transcript is spliced from 20 exons. The coding region runs from base 1 to 1014 and encodes 337 amino acids.